Trichoderma citrinoviride is the source of this 1830-nucleotide messenger RNA. Its product is annotated as acetyl-CoA synthetase-like protein. Lineage: Eukaryota; Fungi; Ascomycota; Sordariomycetes; Hypocreales; Hypocreaceae. The transcript is spliced from 3 exons. The coding region runs from base 1 to 1830 and encodes 609 amino acids. Gene Ontology annotation, biological process: fatty acid metabolic process. The record is from RefSeq and is a predicted model, not a curated record. Gene Ontology annotation, molecular function: medium-chain fatty acid-CoA ligase activity.
AUGUCUGCAGCUGCCGCCGCCGCCGCCCUGCCUCGCCUGCCCGUCUUCGAAGCCGUGGCCCGGCACGACGCCGCCUCCCUCGCCGUGGUCCACUCGCUGUCUGGCCGCCGCUUCGCCUACGGCCAGCUGCUGGGCGAUGUGCGCCGAGCCCGGGGCCGGCUGCUCGAGGCGCGUGGGAGGGGCCACGGCGAGGAUCUCGACGGCGAGAGGGUCGCCUUUCUGGUAGAGAAUAGCUACGACUACGUAGUCACCUUCCUGGCAAUCCUCGCCGCCCGCGCCAUAGCCGUGCCGCUCUCCCCAGCCUUCCCCGUCCCCGAGCUGGAGUAUGUCGUCAACCACAGCGAGGCCUCGCUCCUCGUCUCGUCGCCCAAGUUCGCCUCCAAGGCCCAGCAGCUCCUGGCCGCGGACCUGACGUCCAAGCCAACCUACGUGGAGAUGCCCAAGCACGUCGAAAGCGCAGUCGCAGACGGCGAGCAUGUCCCCCUGGAAGACGACCUCAACCCGGGCCAGGCAGGCCUCAUGCUCUACACCUCGGGCACGACCAACAAGCCGAAAGGCGUCCUGCUCCCCCAGUCCGUCCUAACCGCCCAGGCCCGCUCCCUCCAUGAAGCAUGGGAAUACUCUCCCGCAGACCACCUCCUGCACCUCCUCCCCCUGCACCACAUCCACGGCGUCGUCAACGCCAUCCUCACCCCCCUCAUCGCCGGCUCCUCCAUCGAAUUCAUGUUCCCCUUCAACGCGGACGCAGUCUGGCACCGCCUCGCAGCACCCUUCCUCCCCCCAUCCUCAUCCUCGCCCACCACCAACGGCAACAACAACACAUCAUCAUCAUCAUCAUCAUCAUCAUCCCCUCAAACCACCACAAAAGAGAAAGUCACCUUCUUCACCGCCGUCCCAACAAUCUACAGCCGCCUCCUCUCCUCCCACAAAUCCCUGCCCCCCGCCGUCCAAGCCGCCUCCAGGGAAGCCGUCUCCCCCCAGAACCUCCGCCUCAACAUCUCCGGCUCCGCCGCCCUCCCCACCCCCGUGAAAUCCGCCUGGGCCGCCCUCAGCAACGGCAACGUCCUCCUCGAGCGCUACGGCAUGACCGAGGUCGGCAUGGCCCUCUCCUGCGGCCUCUCCUUCGCCGACCGCGUCGACGCCUCCGUCGGCUGGCCCCUGCCCUCCGUCCAGGCCCGCCUCGCCGACGUCGACUCCGGCGCCGUCAUCCCCCCCGGCCACGACGUCGACCCGGCCACCGGCCGCGAGCGCUCCGGCGAGAUCCAGCUCCGCGGCCCCACCAUCUUCAGGGAGUACUGGCGCAACCCCGAAGCCACGGCCAAGGAGUUCGCCGCCCCGGACCCCGGCGACGACGACCCCCGCCCCUGGUUCAAGACGGGCGACGUCGCCGUCCGCCGCCCCGUCCCCACCGCGGGCCUCAACGCCCUCCGCCAGCCCUGGGCCCACGGCCCGCUCUACUUCAUCCAGGGCCGCAAGUCCGCCGACAUCAUCAAGACGGGCGGCGAAAAGGUCAGCGCCCUCGAGGUCGAGCGCGAGCUCCUCUCCCUCCCGCAGGUCGCCGAGGCCGCCGUCGUCGCCGUCCCCAGCGGCUCCUGGGGCCACAAGGUCGGCGCCGUCGUCGUCCUCGACCCGGCCUCCGUCCCCCAGGGGCAAAAGUGGUCCGCCCUCGACAUGCGCCGCGCCCUCAAGCCCAGGCUCGCCAACUACAAGAUCCCGCAGGUCCUCAAGGUCGUCGACUCCAUCCCGCGCAACGCCAUGGGCAAGAUCAACAAGAAGCAGCUUGUGAGCGCCGUCUUUGCCGAUGAGCACAGUGGCGAUGAAGCUGCGUAA